ACUUGAAACUAUUCUCAGAUUGAAGAUUGAGAAGUAUCAUAGCAAAGCUAGGCUUACUUUAUCGAGGACUGUAUUUUUCGGAAAAGCAUUAAAUUACAUGCUUUACAAUAUUAAAAGCAUUUAUAUUUUCCGGUAUAAUUCAUAAACUGUAAUAUACUAAACAAAACGUUAUUGAUAGCGAAACAAUGAUUGGAUGCAUCACAGCGUUGUAUGCUUUGGCCGCCGCAACAUUAAUCGCUGCUGGCCAAAACGAACUCGUGCAAUGCACUCCGGGUGAAUAUAAGAUCAUCGGAAAGGCCGACUGUACCGGCUACUACUUGUGUGUGUUCGGGAAUCCCGUGGAGAUGCCACCUUGUGCUCCAGGUUCUGUGUUCAGCUCCAGCUCGAACGUUUGUGUUCCUAAAGGUUCUAUUUACGAUGACUGCAAGAAAACAACAGAUGGAAGCGGCAGCCACAUAACCGAAUCGCCAGAUCAAGGGCCUCUUAGCCCAGAGGAACGAUGUAACUUAUAUGGUGGCGUGUUCCCCCACCCCACGGAAUGUCAAGCCUUUUACAAUUGUAGUGUUCGUUACACAUGGAUACCCCGAUUCUUUGAACAGCACCUUGUUGAAUGCCGUUACCCCCAGCUGUUUAACACAGAGACCAAACAGUGUGACAAUUUUGAGAAUGUCAAAUGUGGAACCAGGACGGAAUUCAAGGAUGGCUGUCAAUACAAAAGCUAUUUGUGCGGCAGUUCCCAUUGUAUCCCUUGUUACGUCCGAUUACCAAGCUGUGUAGGUAAACGUGAUGGAAUGAACGUUCACCCAGGCAAACUAUGGACCCCGUUCUACGCCGUUUGUUACAAGGAGCGCACAGUCAAGCAGGACCAAUGCAAACCUGACGUAGACGGCACACAGUUCUUCCAUCCGGAAAAGAACGAAUGCGUUUCAUUGGAUAUGAUUCCUCGAGAACACGGGGGAAUGAUGCCCGAGUGCGGUACGAAAGUAGACGGGUUUUAUCUGGACGAUUUCGGACGAUGUGAUCGUUACGUUCAUUGCCAGGGAGGAAACUACAUUGGCACGAUCAAAUGUGCUGUUGGAGAAGUGUUCGAUAAUACGAAAGGCGGAUGCGUUCCGGAAGAAAAAGCGUGUGGACCCUGUGGGAAACUCGACCAUUGCUAAACAAGUUGCUUGCAUGAUGGUCGUGGUGAAAAGAAGGACGAAGUCAGGAAUCGACAAGACCAUCAUAAGCUGUGAUUUUCAUAAAGGACGUAAUCACAUCACGUAAGGUCUCGUGAUAACAUUUGCUAAAUUGAACGUGAUAUUAUAAACAGAUUGUUCCAAUGAGCCUUGUAAAAUUCUGUAUGUUUUGAUACGAUGCAUAAUAAAAUCAUGAAAUAUGAAACAUUAUUUGAAAAUAGAUUGUGUAAAAUUGUUAUACUAUCAAUGAGUUUUGCCAUGUGCAGUGGAUAUGAAAUCCAUGUAUUUUAUUUUUAAUAAAACUGCGAUACUCG
Mya arenaria is the source of this 1492-nucleotide messenger RNA. RefSeq lists its product as uncharacterized. NCBI's taxonomy places the organism in Eukaryota, Metazoa, Mollusca, Bivalvia, Myida, Myidae. Gene Ontology annotation, cellular component: extracellular region. The coding region runs from base 186 to 1160 and encodes 324 amino acids. The record is from RefSeq and is a predicted model, not a curated record. The transcript is spliced from 4 exons. Gene Ontology annotation, molecular function: chitin binding.